Strongylocentrotus purpuratus (purple sea urchin) is the source of this 2925-nucleotide messenger RNA. RefSeq lists its product as uncharacterized. The record is from RefSeq and is a predicted model, not a curated record. Gene Ontology annotation, cellular component: membrane. The transcript has 5 exons. Bases 198 to 818 code for a protein of 206 amino acids. NCBI's taxonomy places the organism in Eukaryota, Metazoa, Echinodermata, Echinoidea, Camarodonta, Strongylocentrotidae.
UUGCUUGUAAGCAUCUAAAUAUACAUCCCGUUGUAAGAGAAAUAAUAUUGUUGUCUAUUUUCAACAUUGACUGUUAAUUUUUAAUUUAUAUUGCUCUUUUGUAUACAUCUUGGCUGAUAAUUUUGGAAAACAACCCCAAGGAAUAAUUUGAAGGGAACUACAUCUCCUUACUAGCAGACCCCAGCCGCCUCUCCAUCAUGGCUACCGAGAAGAACCCCGACCAGCCGGCCGUCAUCACGACCACGACGAUCACCUCGCAGACGACCACGACCAAGAAGAUGACGUCGAGCAACAUGGGAUUGACCUUCGAUAAGUCUUACGCGACGUCGCCGCAGGGCGUCCUCGCUGUCAUAGAAGCGUUCUACUCUCUGAUCGCCUUCAUUGUCAUUGCAGCGAAUGAACACAGAGGUCCCUAUUCAGGAAGCUUCGCUUUUUUCAUGACCGUUACUUUCAUCGUCUUCUUCUUCUCCCUUUGUUUCUACAUUGGCGAGAUCACACACCUACGAUACAAGAUACAACUACCAUGGACGUUAAUGGAUAUGGUUGUAUAUUCCACAUACAUCCCUGCAUUACUCAUUUCAUCGUCGUUAGUAGCAGCUAGGGGGUAUACCCCCAGCCACGGUGCAGGGGCGACCCUAGGUUUCGUCGUAAUGCAGCUCUACAUUCUAAGCCUCAUUAUGACCAUCAUGCAAUAUCAGGCAAAGAGCUCCCUCAACCAGCGGUCAACGGGGGCGCUAGGCGUGGACAACGCGGGUAACAACAUAGGGGCUGGGGCGGCCCCCGACAAUUUUUAUAACGGCCCUGGUCCCGCUUAUUAGUUAUAAUGUUCUCCCUGAUAGAAUAUUUGUUUAACGUUCAAAGUAAUGGAGGAGGUCAUUUUUGUCUUCUUCUUGUUGUUGUUGUGUUACUAUUCAUAUAUGCAAAACGGAUCAGAAUAUCUAUAUAAAUUGCUUUAAAAAAAAUCAUAACAGAAAAUGUGACGCCUUCAGUGUAGAGAUUAAUUUAAACUUUAUGCGUUCAAAGGAGUGGAGAAGGUGUGAUUUUGUUCUUGUUGUUAUUGUGUUACUAUUCACACAUGCAAAACGGAUCAGAAUAUCUAUAUGAAUUGCUUUUAAAAGAAGAAGAUUGAAGAGAUUUGUUUACAUGCAUGCGUCCCAAUAAAAUGUAUGAUAGCAUUCAUUUUGAUUUUCAAUCACGCUGUAGCAUGUAUAGUAUAAAUCACUCAUACACUUGCCAUAUUUUGUAAAUUUGCAAGUAUUGGAAACAAAUAUUUGUCCCAAUUAUGGUUUCUUGAGAAUGUGACAUUAUAAACAAGGUUCAUUAGCAUUACUGUAACUCUGGUUUAUAUACAAUGCGUAUCAGAAAAAAUACACACUCGGAAACUAUCCUCUGUAAAUAUCUGCAUGAUUUCUUUCUUAAUUCUCCCUUAAAGUAUAUUUUUUGAAAGGAGAGGAGGAUACGAUGUUUUCCUUUUUUUAAUAUCCAUGUCUAAAAAUAAUAAUAUAAUUAGUUGUUUCAAAUAAAAAGUCUUUAUAACGUAACUCCUGUUAUAUAGCGAAUAUUAAAAGCUAUGACCGUAAUAACUAGUUUUUUUUUUAAAGUAAUACAUUUUAAUUUUAUAUAGCACAUGUAACUCUGGUGUAUAUACUUUCGAUAUCAAGGGAUUGGAUGAGAGAAGACAAAAUGCCCUAAAUAGACAAUUUUGAUAAUAUGUGUAUUGGAUAUUCACAGGUUUUCUUACAUGCAUGGGUUUAGUUUUCUCAUUAUGUUAUCUAUUUUGUUUCAUGACCAGUAAUGUCAUUUUUUUUUCUACCAAUAUAUUUUUUCAUUAUAUUUUAUAGACAGAAGUUUCUGCUAUGACAGGAAAGGGUUUCAUAUAUUUUUUUAGUCAUAAAGGUAGUAUACCCAAAUAGUUGUUCAUCGCGUUUUCGUUAUAUUACUUGGAAAAUGUUCGAGCAAUAUGUAAAAGGUUUAAGCUCAUUACUUUAAUGCAUACUGAGUAAGUACUCUAUUUUUUGUAAAUAAAGUAAAAUCAUAUCCACUUGAUUUUGAAAAUAACUAUUUUGAAAACAAAUAUUUUCCUUUUUGUGCAUUCAGCUGCGGUAGAUGUAUAGAAUCUAAUCUUUUUACAUAAUCAAAUUAUCUUUUGUAUCUAUAAAUUAUAAACUCGAAUCAUACAUUUCCGUUCAAUUAAGCAAACUGAAUGGUAUUAACAAAUGUUUUUUUGUUUUGCUUUGUUUUAUUUCAUUUUUACUACAUAUACCAAUUUAAUGUUUUGUAUUGCAUUUAAGUUUGAGGUCGAGUAUAUAACCCAUUGAAGGAGAGUUCGCAAAUAUUGGGUCCAAAGGAGGGCCAACUUUUCAACACUACCUGGAGUAUUUUUUACAGCAAGGGAAAAAUAAAAGGAAAAAGUCGUCUCCCUAAUCUUUCAAGGUUCUUCCAUUACUACUUUAGGAGAUCAGUGGCGCUGAGUCAACUAUCCUCCCCGUAUAGAAAUGAGUUAGCUCAUUAAUAUUUAUUGUGUUUUCUCUUCCAUAUACCGAGGUUGAGCAUUAGUUUUUGUCCAACGGACUUACUCAGAGAACAACUAAAAACAAUAUAGAUGUAUGUACAUGAAUUUACUUUCGUUUUAAAAUAAGUAAUCAAUGAUCGCUUGGCCUACUCUAUCUUUAAAUUUUCAGACCACUUUAGGAGAUUAUUUUUUUCUUCUUCUUAAAAAAAAUAAUAAAAAUAGUAAAUGAUUCUCCCGAUGAUGGUUAUACGAUGUUUUAGAAACCAUUUGUAUUGUAUAUAAUAAGGUUGAUAUACUUUGUAAAUGUACAACAAAUGUAAAUGGAUGUAUUAUGAGAUCAGCGAAACAAAAACUUGUGAAAAUGUUGUGUAUGAAACAAUAUAAAUUGAGGCCAGAAUUUUACCGAAAAAUUA